CAAUGGUAUUACUCUCUUACUUUGUCUCCUCCUACGUAUCGCGCACAUAUAAGCCUCCUUGAAAUCCCUAUGUGUGCAACGGCUUGAGACGUUCACAAUUGCUCCAAAUCUUCCAACGCAUCCUACAAAGGCCAAAUCCGCCUCAGACCCCAAGCAAACAUUAUGUGCCAAUAUACCUUCCACAACAACCCUGACUGUGGCCAUAUUGCAAACUUCAGCCUUGACAUCUGUGUUGACAUGAUGAAUGCAAUGCGCGAGGGCACCAAAAAUCCUCCUGACCACAAGGUCACCACUGUCCAUGACCUUCUGCCGAAAGGUCCCUUUUACCAGUGUCGUCCAUGUGAGGGCAAACUUGCCAAGGUGGACACCAACUGUUCAGACUGCUCCGAUUCUGAAUAUGUCGUUUUGGAGGGUCAAAACGCAGGUGUCCCAAUUGUGCACAGCUAUAUGGAGAUGUGCCUCAAUGAGAAGAAUGCACCACCCGAUGGUUGUGACAACUUUGUGCAUGUGAACCAACCGCCACGACUGGGGACCCCUACCCCGGCACCGAAACCGAUGUCUGCCAGCCAAACUCUGAAGAUGAGGGAUCUGGCUAGUAGUGAAUCGGAGAUCCAUCCACCGAUCAGCAUGAUGGAAACGCUGGAAGGAUAUGAAGAUUUCCUGAAGAAAUCAAACGAACAACUUCGUGCUCGUCGCCCGCCUUCCACCCCUAUUCGCAGUCCAGAGUCAGGGAGCUACGGGGAUAUACCUGUUGCGAACCAAUCAUGGUAUGCGAGUGACUCGGACACAGAGGCUGACCAGGUGCAAUCUCCCCGUCCCCUUGGCUCUCCUUUCAGCUCACCACAUCGGGCCCCACGACCAAAAGAAGCACCAUUGCGUGUAUCCGACUUGAAUAGCCCACCACCUAGUCAACAGCCAGGCUAUCUCAAGGCAACCCCCCGAUUGACCAAGGCAGGGAUUCAGGGCGAGGCUGCACCUGUUUACCGAUCGAACGGUGCCACAACUCCGCCCAACCAGCAAUGGUAUUCGACGCUGCUUCCUUGCACCCCUUCUCAUCUGAUCAUCCCCCAACGCUAUUCUCCACCAUCCGCACCGCGCAAGACUCAUCGGACAGAAUAUUCGCAGUAUAACCCGGUGGACACGUCGGGCAUCCCUUUUCGCCGCGAGUACAGGUUGCCGCGCCACGAUGUUCUAAAUACAGUCCUUCAGUCCCCACCGUCGCAAUAUCCUGAAAGUUAUAACAGGAGCUAUUCAAGACAGUACUGGGGUGCCGUAUCCGGUAUGACUCCUGCGUGCGAUGAGCGAUGGUAAUACCCCAUCGAUGGCAGUAUAUGGGGGUUCGAUGAUAUCAG
Molecule: messenger RNA, 1352 nt
Organism: Aspergillus neoniger CBS 115656
Lineage: Eukaryota; Fungi; Ascomycota; Eurotiomycetes; Eurotiales; Aspergillaceae
Exons: 1
Coding region: 163-1311 (382 amino acids)
Source: RefSeq, a predicted model, not a curated record